AUGGCGUGGCUUCAAGGUUUGACAAGUCUAUUUGAGGGAAAUGAUUUCUACUGGCAUGAAUUUAUUGGCGGCUACCCGGCCACGGUGUUUCUGGACUCCAAAACUUGUACCAGUGCGUGCCGUUCAUUCUCUGUUGUGAAUACAGUUGCCAACCCGCCUAGAAUCUAUCGCUCAGAUGACUGUUUAUCAACUGAUAGUCAGAGCCUUACAAUGUCUCUUAUCAUAACAGUAUCAUGUGGAGAUAUCGGAACUGAUGUCAACAUACCAUGCCUCCUCGCACCCGUGCAACAUCACCCCAUUUUCAUUUUUUCGCUGGAGAGGGAGGUCAGCGCGACCAGAGCUGAUCACCCGCUAUUUUCAGCCCUCGCGAGUCGCGACCUGUGA
Paracoccidioides brasiliensis Pb18 is the source of this 384-nucleotide messenger RNA. RefSeq lists its product as uncharacterized. The transcript has a single exon. The record is from RefSeq and is a predicted model, not a curated record. The coding region runs from base 1 to 384 and encodes 127 amino acids.